CUGGAGCUCUCUUUUUCCCGCCAGCCACAGUCGAAGGGGCCGCCGCGCUCCUGCAACAAGUGUCAGUAGUGCGAGACGUGCGUGAACGCUCCGCAAGUGGUCCGCCGGCCGUCGCGGCUUUUCUUUAUUCUGGUGAGUGCGUGGCAGCCGGAGGUGCGGCGAAGCGGCAGCCAUGGAUCAGCUCUUCGGGAAUCUCAAGGGCUUUUUCAAGACUGACUUCACCGUCAUCGACAACAAUGUGUUUCGGCUGCACUACAAGGCAACCGUGUGCAUUCUCAUCGCCUUCAGCAUUCUGGUGACCGGCAGGCAGUACAUCGGCGACCCCAUCGAUUGCAUCAGUAAGGACGCGGUGCCGCCAAACCUGCUAGACACCUUCUGCUGGAUACACACCACCUUUUCGCUCACGGAUGCCUGGCACAAGAAAGUGGGCGUCCAAGUGCCUUACCCCGGCGUGGACAAAUACACGCCGGGUGAGAAGCGCGUCUACCAUGCCUACUACCAGUGGGUCUGCUUCGUGCUCUUCCUGCAGGCCGUGCUAUUCUACGUGCCUCGCUACUUCUGGAAGGCUGUCGAAGGCGGCCGUAUCAAGAACCUCAUGCUGGGCCUUAACAAUCCGAUCCUCCCCGAGGAAGCCAAAGAAAACAGUCGCAAACUGCUCGUCGAGUACCUGGCCAUCAAUCUGAACAACCACAACAUUUUCUUCUACGGAUACGUGGUGGCCGAGGUGUUCAACUUCGUCAACGUCGUCGGCCAAAUGUUCCUCAUGGACAUGUUCCUCGGGGGCGAGUUCUCCAGCUAUGGUUCCAAGGUGCUGCAGUUCACCGAAUGGGACUGGUCCGUGCGAUAUGACCCCAUGAUCAAGGUGUUCCCAAGGCUAACGAAGUGCACCUUCCACAUGUACGGUUCCUCAGGCGACGUGCAGAAGCACGAUGCCAUGUGCAUCCUGCCCAUAAACAUCAUCAACGAGAAGAUCUACGUCUUCCUCUGGUUCUGGUUCAUCAUCCUCGCCUGCAUGUCUGGUGUGGUGCUCAUUUACAGGGCGUUCGUCAUCUUCCUACCCCGCAUCCGCUUCAUUGUCCUCCGGCGUCGCGCGAAGCUCGCCAACAAGGACUACGUGGAACGCGUCUGCGACCGCUGCAAGCUCGGUGACUGGCUCGUCCUGGACCUGCUGUGCAAGAACAUGGAUCCCGUCAACUUCCGAGAUCUCAUCAACGACUACGUGCGACGCCUCGACCACAAGAGCAUCGACAACGCGUAGACGCUGGCCGCACUGUUUCUCUCGUGCGCGCGUUUCUCGAACACCGACGACCGACCGAAGGCGCGCGUUGCGGCUUCGGGCACGAUGAUUUGUAGCCGACCUUGAUACCGGCAAGUCCGUGCCUCACCAUUCCUCUAGUUUUUUUUUUUUUUUUUUUCUCGUGAACCGGCAGCUCGAGAUAUCUGUCGGCAUGCAUGCGCUACGCUACUUCGAGGGAGACAAACCAAAAUGGCGUUAGCCGCCCGGAGCCAGUAAUCUAGCCGAACUACUACUUUGACUUGAGCUGCCUUUACAGCGUGCCUUCAGGCAAGGCAUUGCAAGUGCCAAGAUGAUGGAGGGAGCAAUAUCAGAGAUGCCUAUGCUGCCACUGUUAUUAUUUUUGUAUGUGAGUGUGUCUUUUUGUGUAAUCACUGUCAUGGUAGCUGUGAGCCUAGGAACAAAUUACUUCAUAUGCAGUUGAACGCUGGAACGAAAAAGAAAUUGAAUUGCUUUACUUGUAUGCUGUUUUCUUUUUUCUUUUUUUUUUUCCUAUUGUCAUCAAGAAUCUAUUCGUUGUCGUUGCGAUCGCUGCUUGAAGUACAAGCGUCCUGGUUUUUUUUUCCUUUGUUUUUGCAUAAGUGUUGCAAUCCAUACUCGUCGCGGUGAAGAGAAGCAAUAUUUUCAUCCUUACUUUUUGUGUGUGUGUGCGUGUUACUCAGUGCCUUUGAGGUAACAACAAGAUCCCAAGUCUUCCAGAUUUUCUUGUGCAUUCCUUGCGACUUGGUCUCUUAUUUAACGUUGCACAGAGACUGCGUUCGCAAGCAUUCCCAGUUUGUCCCGCAGAGUCGUACUUCUCUUGUACUGUUUUUUUUUUUUUUCGACUGAUGAUUUGUUGUUAUUGGAGAUGGUUUCUUGCAUAUAUCAGUUACACUUUUAGUACAUUAUAUAGCGUAGUUCUGUCUCGUUCUCUGGUUACCCGGAGAAGUGCCUUGCCAAACUUCCUUUAUUUUUGUACGGUCGUGCACUUGCCAGUUGGAAGAUAAACAAAAAAGAUAAGCGAGGAUUGUGUAUUGCCAGGGCGUUGUUUAAAUGCUUUAUUUUUGUACUGUGCGACGUCACAUGUAAGAUAAAAAAGAAACAGUGAAACAUUUUUUUGUGUGCGUGUGUACGAAUGCGUGGAAAUGCCACAAAGCAACAAAUGUCUGGUUUAUCAUGGUGCGACGAAUAAAUGUUACAUACACCACGUU
Molecule: messenger RNA, 2484 nt
Organism: Dermacentor andersoni
Lineage: Eukaryota; Metazoa; Arthropoda; Arachnida; Ixodida; Ixodidae
Product: innexin inx2-like
Biological process (GO): phototransduction
Cellular component (GO): plasma membrane; gap junction
Molecular function (GO): gap junction channel activity
Source: RefSeq, a predicted model, not a curated record